Cutaneotrichosporon cavernicola is the source of this 1152-nucleotide messenger RNA. RefSeq lists its product as uncharacterized. Bases 1 to 1152 code for a protein of 383 amino acids. The record is from RefSeq and is a predicted model, not a curated record. Lineage: Eukaryota; Fungi; Basidiomycota; Tremellomycetes; Trichosporonales; Trichosporonaceae. The transcript has a single exon.
AUGCUCGACGCCUCAGCCUACCCACACAUCCUCGAUACUGUCCUCGCGCACGCCGACUACACCGCUCUCCUAUCGCUGCGCACCAUCUCCAGAGACGUCCGGGACGCAGCCGACGCGCGCCUCGCCACCCAUGUCCGUCUCCACAUUCCGUGUGGAGUACACGUCCACUCUCCCGGCCCACUAAUGGAUGUCAAGAUAGACGUGCGCCUUCUCCGUGAACGUAUGCGGUGCCUCGAAGUACGCUCGCUCAUCUCUCCCGGCGGUAAAUUGCCAGUGUUCAUGGACUGGGCUGGGGCCAUUGCCCCCGUCCGCCGCUCUCCCCGUCCCCAACCCCAACCCCACCCCCCAUAUCCCGACGCCUCCACGCCGGCCGACGACGCGCGACGACUUGCCGCGCGUCGCUCCCGGCGGGCAGUGAGGGUGCGAUGUGCCGCCGCCUUAUCGCGCGCCAAGGUCGUGGAUGUCACAUCCUUCCCGGCCGCGUGGAUGCGCGACGGCGCGCCCGACCUCGUCAAGGCACUCAAGGCGGAUACGUAUCGGUUCCAAGAACCGUGGUGCGCUUGGGGUCGGCCACUCGAUACGGCGGCCGGCGUGGUCUUCACUCCCCUCCUAGGGCGAUUUGGGGAGUGGGUCAUUCCCAUCCCGUUCACGACUUUCCGCGGACCACGCCUCACCAUCAACCUCACUGGUUUCCGGGUUCUCAACCCCGACGAAGCCGCGGUGUUUCCUCCAACAGCCGACGCACUCGUCUCGGCAGCUGAGAUCGUCGUCAAUUUCACUGCUCUUGCCGGUAAGGAUAUGCCGGCAGGCCAUCUUGGCCUGGUGGUCCCGAUGGCGCGCGUCGUGUUUCGUAACCCGACAGCGCGAUUCAUUCUAGUUGGUGCCGAAACUGUUGACCCAUCCAUUCUAGUUGGUGCCGAAACUGUUGAACCCCUCGUCUUUGGAUAUGAGUGUGCAGAACGCCAGGACCCCGACCAACUCCGAAGCAGUAUUGUCAAUGUAAUCAACGUCUACGGUCUUACCAGCUGGUACCCGAAUUACUGGAAUGCUGAAGCCAUCGAAACCCUCCCGAACCGCAUCGCCAUCCGCACACUCGAAGAGUACAAGGCAGAGAUUGGCGAGCAACAGUACGCCCUCGAGACUACAUUAUAG